AUGGACAACCAGUGGCACAUUCAAGGAGCUUUACUGGAUGACGAGCUGGAUGAUGAGGAGCUCGACAAUGUCCUUAUAGUGGGAGUACAUGAAUCCGCUGCUUUAACCCUAAUGUGCCUGAGCCAUGAUGAGAGGCACCGGGUGCUAGCCGAGCGGUUCCAACAUUCAAUGGAGACGAUUGAUCGACACGUUCGUCGUGUCUUACGAGUUUUGGUUCGGCUAGGUCGUGAUCUUGUUAGGCCAAGAAACGUCGAUGACACUCAUCCAAGGAUUUUGAACAAUGGUUUGCUCAUACCGUGGUUCCAAGAUUGUGUAGGAGCCUUAGAUGGGACCCACGUAUCUGCUUGGUGCAGAGCAGAGGUAAGAGAAAGGUUCAGAAAUUGGUAUGCCGACUUAUCCCAGAAUGUACUUGCUGCCUGCGAUCAUGAUAUGCGGUUUGUCUUUGUUCGGGUCGGUUGGGAGGGUAGUGCUCAUGAUGCCCGAAUUCUCCAAGAAACCUUGCUUGAUCCGGGGAAAUAUUAUGCGGUAGAUGCUGCCUACAGAAAUAUGCCAGGGUUUAUGGCACCGUUUAGGGUUGUAUGGGGCACGCAUCAUGAGCGAGCAGCUAAAGCUCUGUUCAAUAGGCGACAUGCAUCGGUUAGAAAUAUUAUUGAGCUCACAUUUGGAGUUCUUAAGAAGCAUUUUCCAAUACUCAAAGGGUCAAUGCAAAACUACUUGAUAGCAAUGCAAAAUAAUAUUGUGCUUGCAUGUUGUGUUUUGCACAAUUUUAUGCGCGAUUAUGUGCCAAAUGACGAGUACUUCAAUGAAGAAGCGGCAAAUGGAGCCUUUCCAGAUGCACACAUAGCAGGAGAACAAGUGCAGAUGGGUCAACCUAUCGAUAUGUCGCAGCAGGGCAUAGAUAACUAG
This is a messenger RNA of Coffea eugenioides, 906 nucleotides long. Its product is annotated as protein ALP1-like. NCBI's taxonomy places the organism in Eukaryota, Viridiplantae, Streptophyta, Magnoliopsida, Gentianales, Rubiaceae. The transcript is spliced from 4 exons. The coding region runs from base 1 to 906 and encodes 301 amino acids. The record is from RefSeq and is a predicted model, not a curated record.